AUGCUCGUGGGCACGGACAGGAACGUCGUCGCGGCUCUGAACCUCCGCACGGGGUAUAUCGCAUGGCGCCGUGUGCUAGGGGACAAGGACACCCUCCAUGCGCUGGAUAUGGGCGGCAGAUACCUCGUCACACUGUCUGGCACCGAGGCAGCAGCAGUGCGGGCAUGGGCUGUCCCUGAUGGGACCCUCGCAUGGGAAACCAUGUUGCCACUGCCUUCCGCUGCAACAGGAGGGGCCGUGACUGCCAAAUUUGUCACCAUUUCGGCCACUGACGGCUCAUCACCAGACCGAGUGGUGGUCCUUCUUGGGUCAGCACCAGCAGCAAACUCAGCUGAACCAGCAGCCACAUCAGCAGAAGCAGCAGCAGCAGCCGCAUCGGAGGUGCAUUGUUUGUCGGCUGCUACGGGCGAGGUGCUCUGGUCAGCUACCCUGCCAACCCAAGCCCACACCAUCUCCCUCCUCCCACACAACUCCAUCCUCCUCACCAGCCUCUCCCCCUCCCUCUCCUUCUCCCUCACCACUCUCGAUGUUGCCUCUGGCAAAAUCACUGCCUCUGCCGCCUCUCCUCCUUCCUCCUCCUCCUCCUCCUCUUCCUCCUCUGCUACCUUUCAUGGUCCUGUUGCUGCAUAUGUCACGGCGACUGGCACUGCUGUGGCUGUGGAUUCGGCUUCUGGUAACAUCCUCACUGCUGCCUUGGUUACGGCAGAUGCUACCGCCGCUACAGUGCAAGAGCACAGUACCCCCCUCGACUCUCUCUUACCCAAGGAGCACUACCAGCCAGGAGCCAUUGUUGCUGUGGUGCCAGAGAAAGCUCCAGGAAGCUUCUUCUGGCUGUCUGUGCCAGGAGCUGUGUUCCUUCUUUCAGCAGGGGCGGCAGACGGGCAGGCUGGGUCAGCUGGACAGGUGUCGCUGGUUGAUUCUUUCCCUGGGUUGAGCGCUGUUAGUGCGAGCGUCGUGGGGGGAACAGCAGGGGCAACAGGAGGAGGAGGAGCAGGAGGAGGAGGAGGGGAGGGAGGGGAAGGGGGGAGUUUCUAUUCGGGACUUGUGGGGUCGCAAGGCAGUGGUGAUACCCUGAAGUUCCACAUGCAGCAGGGCGAGGUGGUGUGGGAGAGGGAGGAAGCCCUAGCAUCAGUAGUAGCAGUGACAAUAGCAGAGCUACCGGAGGAGGAGGAGGAGCUGUCAGUGGCAGCAGUGGAGCAUGACAUCUACGAGUGGGCUCGCACGCACCUGCUCAGAGCCAAGGUCUCUCUCAAUCUCGGCUCAGCUGAGGAGCAGGCUUUGGUGCAUCGCCUGCGCACCGCCUCCCCUGAAAAGAUCAAGCCUUUCCGGGAUAGGAAUGGUUUUCGGCGCAUUCUCCUGCUGCUGACCGCGCCAGGUGGGGGUAACAGAGGGGCAGGUGGAGGCAACAGAGCGUCAGGUGGAAACAGCAGAGGCGGGAUCGGGAAGCUGUUUGCGUUGCAUUCAGGGGAUGGUCGGGUGCUUUGGGCUGCUGCACUGCCGUCAGGUGGUUCUUCAGGUAAAAGGGGCGCAUCUGUGUUGUCACCUGAAGCGCUGGUGCUGUGGAGGGACCCCCACCGCACGUCACCUGACCAAACACCUGAAGCUCUGGUGCUGCAGAUCAGGGAGCAGAAACAGAAGCAGGAGCAGGAGGAGGAGGUUAGUGAGGUCGCUCAUGCGGCAUUAGUGACCAUAGUGAAUGGGCAUACGGGAGAUGUGCUUGAAUCGAAGGGCCUGCCCUUUGUGCCCCGUCUUGUUGCCCCCUUGCCCCUGGUGGGAAAAGAUGAGCGGCGGCUGGUGAUGCUGGUUGAAAAGGUAGAGAGGAACGAAGAGGAGCAGAAAGAGGGAGCAGCGGGGAAGGAGGGGAAGGAGGAGACAGAUGGGAAAGAGAAGGGAGGUGCAGCGGCAGGGGGAGGGGGGAAGGCGAGGUGGUAUGAGCCUGUGCGAGUGCAUGUGUUCCCAGGGACGGAGGAGGCCAGGGGUCUGUUUGAUGGGCACAAGAAGGAGGUGUUCUUUUACCUGGUGGACGCUGUAACGGGGGCUGUGGAGGGGUAUAGCAUUGGAGAGAGGGUGGAGGAGGAGGGAGGAAGUGGGAGUGGUGGGAGGAGCGAUGGUGGGAGGUUGGGAGGGGGAGUGGUGUAUGGAGCAGUGCUGGUGUGGCGGGUGGUGUUGCCUGCUGAUUCCGAGGUCAUUGCAGCCAUUGCUGCGCCUAAGAGAGAGGAGUCCCAGCACACACAAGUACGAGCCCUCGGCGACCGCAGCGUGCAGUUCAAGCUGCUUUCCAAGAACCUUCUCUUCCUCGCCACCACCACGCCUCCCGCCGCCACCGCUGCCUCUGCUUCUGCGUCUGCAGGCGCAGCAGGGGCGGGAGGGGAGGAGGGGGGAGCGGUGGUGGUGUAUCUGGUUGACACGGUGGGAGGGCAGGUGUUGGAGAGGGUGGUUCAUGCAGGCAUGCAGGGACCCGUGCACGCUGGAGGAGCGGUGGUGGUGUAUCUGGUUGACACGGUGGGAGGGCAGGUGGUGGAGAGGGUGGUGCAUGCAGGCAUACAGGGACCCGUGCACGCUGUCAUGGCAGAGAACUGGGUGGUAUACCAUUACUUCAACCCUGCCGCCUCUCGUUACGAAGUCUCCACUAUAGAGCUCCUCGAUACCUCUCUUAAGGACGUCCCCGUCAUAGACUACCUUAAAUACGGCCUCAGCAUCCCAGGAACGUCCAACCUCACUGCACCGCUUUCUGCCGCAGAAAUUCCCUGGGGAAGGGUGAAGCGGCUGAGGCAGAGUUACUACUUCCCCUACGCAUUGAGGUGUAUUUCAGUGACAUCCACCCUCGCGGGGAUUACUAACAAGCAUGUGCUCUUUGGCACGGCGCUUGAUCAGAUCUUGGCUCUCGACCGUCGAUUCCUGGAUCCUCGCAGGGUGCCUGAGCCGUCACAGCAGGACAAGGAGGCGGGCAUUAUGCCUUAUAGUGACUCGUUGCCUGCUCCGGGGCAGGCUUAUCUCACCCAUCGCUACCGUAUCGAGGGUCUGAGGCACAUUCUCUCCUUCCCCACGCGCCUGGAGUCCACCACCCUCGUGCUAGCUCACGGGCUGGACCUCUUCUUUGUUCGCACUGCUCCGUCUCGGGUGUUUGACUCCCUCGGGGAAGACUUCAGCUUUGCGCUGCUGCUGGGCACGAUCGCUGUGCUGUCGAUCGCGAUUGUGGUCACUUGGGGGCUGUCGAGGAAGCAGGAGCUGAAGCAGCGGUGGAA
This is a messenger RNA of Closterium sp. Yama58-4, 3245 nucleotides long. The record is from the annotation of a GenBank genome assembly. Lineage: Eukaryota; Viridiplantae; Streptophyta; Zygnematophyceae; Desmidiales; Closteriaceae.